Molecule: messenger RNA, 2570 nt
Organism: Anoplopoma fimbria (sablefish)
Lineage: Eukaryota; Metazoa; Chordata; Actinopteri; Perciformes; Anoplopomatidae
Product: calpain-2 catalytic subunit-like
Biological process (GO): proteolysis
Cellular component (GO): cytoplasm
Molecular function (GO): calcium ion binding; calcium-dependent cysteine-type endopeptidase activity
Source: RefSeq, a predicted model, not a curated record
CCGGACCAGACCAGCACCAGACCCGGAGCAGACCAGCACCAGACCCGGAUCAGACCAGCACCAUGUCGGGCAUCGCGGCCACCCUGCAGCGCCGCCGGGACCGGGAGCAGGGUGUGGGCUCGUCCGGCCGGGCGGUGCAGCACCUGAACCAGAACUACGAGGCCCUGCGGACCCGAUGCCUGCAGAGCGGCCGCCUGUUCCACGACGAAGCCUUCCCGGCGCAGGGCUCCUCUCUGGGCUUCAAGGAGCUGGGCCCGGACUCCUACAAGACCCGGGGCCUGUCCUGGGAGAGACCCACGGAGUUGACCUCUGACCCCGAGUUCAUCAUCUCUGGAGCCUCCAGGACCGACAUCUGUCAGGGAGCUCUGGGUGACUGCUGGCUGCUCGCCGCCAUCGCCUCCCUGACGCUGAACAAGGACGUUCUGGCUCGAGUCGUCCCCCACGGACAGAGCUUCAGGGACGGAGAGUACGCAGGCAUCUUCCAUUUUCAGUUCUGGCAGUUUGGUGAGUGGGUUGACGUUGUGAUUGACGACCGUCUGCCGGUCAAAGACGGAGAGCUGAUGUUCGUCCACUCGGCGGAGGGGAGGGAGUUCUGGAGCGCCCUGCUGGAGAAGGCCUACGCCAAGUUGAACGGCUGUUACGAGGCUCUGUCCGGAGGAUCCACCACGGAGGGUUUUGAGGAUUUCACCGGAGGAAUCGCUGAGGUCCACGAGCUGAGAACACCUGAUCCUCAUCUGUUCCACAUCAUCCAGAAGGCUCAGAACCGCGGGUCACUGAUGGGCUGCUCCAUUGACAUCACGAGCUCAUCCGACUCGGAGGCAGUCACCUCUCAGAAGCUGGUGAAAGGCCACGCCUACUCUGUGACAGGUGCAGCUGAGGUGGAGUACCGUGGAAACAUGGAGAAGCUGAUCCGGAUCAGGAACCCCUGGGGUCAGGUGGAGUGGACCGGAGCCUGGAGCGACAACUCGGCUCAGUGGCGUCAGAUCAGCGACGAGGACAGAGAGCGUCUGAGUCAUCGCUCCGAAGACGGAGAGUUCUGGAUGUCUUUCGAUGACUUCCUGCGACAUUACUCGCGGUUGGAGAUCUGUAACCUGACGCCCGACGCUCUGAGCGACGACUCCGUCACCAGGUGGUCUCUGUCCAAGUUCGAUGGCAGCUGGAGGAGAGGAUCCACCGCCGGAGGCUGCAAGAACUUUCCUAACACGUUCUGGACGAACCCUCAGUUUGUGAUCAAGCUGGACGAGGAGGACGACGACCCGGACGAUGGAGAGAACGGCUGCAGCAUCGUGGUCGGUCUGAUCCAGAAGAACCGCAGAAAGAUGAGGAAGAUUGGAGAAGACAUGCACACGGUGGGAUUCGCCAUCUACGAGGUUCCUGAGGAGUUCUCCGGUCAGAGGAACAUCCACCUGAACAGGAACUUCUUCAUGCGUAACGCCAUGGCUGCUCGCUCUGAGACCUUCAUCAACCUGCGAGAAGUCUGCAGCCGGUUCUGUCUGCCACCGGAGUACCUGAUCUUACCGUCCACCUUCGAGCCGCAGAAGAACGGAGACUUCUGUGUCCGCGUCUUCUCCGAGAAACAGGCUGAGUUCCAAGAGCUGGAUGACCCCAUUGAGUCCAGAGUGGAGAAGAUUGAGAUCGAUGAAGACGAUGUGGACGAUCGGUUCAGAGGACUGUUUGGACAGCUGGCGGGAGCGGACUGUGAGAUCUCCACCUUCGAGCUGCAGAAGAUUCUCAACAGAGUGGUGACCAAACGUUCUGACAUCAAGACUGAUGGCUUCAGCCUCUCAACGUGUCGCAACAUGAUCAACAUGCUGGACAAAGACGGCAGCGGUAAACUGGGUCUGGUGGAGUUCAAAGUGCUGUGGACCAAAAUCGAGACCUACCUGAAAAUCUACCGUCAGAAGGACGUGGACAACUCAGGGACGAUGAGCUCCACUGAGAUGAGGAUGGCUGUGGAGGACGCAGGUUUCAGUCUGAACAACCCGCUCCAUCAGGUCCUGGUGGCUCGUUACAGUGACCCGGCUCUCACCAUCGACUUCGACAACUUUGUGAGCUGUUUGGUUCGUCUGGAGACCAUGUUCAACAUGUUCGAGAUGCUGGACAAAGAUAACUCAGGAACUGUUGAGUUCACCAUGAUGGAGUGGCUGAACGUGUCUAUGCUCUGAGGAACCAGGACCACCCUGAUCCGGAUCGACAGAACUGUCGUCCCUGUGGUGAAUGUUGAAUAGUAAUCAUGAGGGAGAGGGAUGGUUUAACAUGAUAAUCCAAGUUAUUGAUCAUCUAUAAUCAAUAUGUGUCAAUGGUUUAUUACAGCCUAUAAUGUAGUUAUAGUAAUGACAGUUUAUAUUAUAUAUCAUUAACUAUCUGUUUAUAUACAAACACUAACAACUACAUUAUAGUCGCUCAUAAACCUGUAAUGUUUAUGAACUGAUUAUACGAUGAAUGCUGGGUUCUGGUUGGUCAGAAUGGUCCUUGAGUCUUUGUUUUCUGAUGCCUUAAUAGUAAUAACAAUCUGUUAACCUUGUUAUAGAACUGUUAUUACUGCCUUAAUAAAAAUAAAGACAAUAAAU